This is a messenger RNA of Aureococcus anophagefferens, 514 nucleotides long. RefSeq lists its product as hypothetical. The transcript is spliced from 2 exons. Gene Ontology annotation, biological process: mitochondrial electron transport, ubiquinol to cytochrome c; mitochondrial electron transport, cytochrome c to oxygen. Bases 201 to 509 code for a protein of 102 amino acids. Lineage: Eukaryota; Pelagophyceae; Pelagomonadales; Pelagomonadaceae. Gene Ontology annotation, cellular component: mitochondrial intermembrane space. Gene Ontology annotation, molecular function: electron transfer activity; heme binding. The record is from RefSeq and is a predicted model, not a curated record.
AACCGAGCCAGGUCGCCAUCGGUGUCUGUUUCCGCGGCCGCGCGCCGAGAUCCCGAGACGGUGCGCGCGCGCAACAUGCACGCCGCGCGCCGCUGGGAUCGCGUCGACGCCGCGGGCCAUUUUUUUUCCGCGAAGCGAGCCGCGCAAACCGCUCACUUUAAACCCCCGUCGCAGCCACCCGCUCCGCCGCAACCUACACCAUGUCCGCCAAGGGUGCCAAGAUCUUCAAGACCAAGUGCAGCCAGUGCCACACCGUCGAGGCCGGCGGCGCCCACAAGCAGGGCCCCAACCUGAACGGCCUCUUCGGCCGACAGUCGGGCCAGGCCGGCGGCUACUCCUACUCCCAGGCCAACAAGGACUCGGGCGUCAUCUGGUCCAAGGAGACGCUCUUCGACUACCUCCUCGCGCCGAAGAAGUACAUCAAGGGCACGAAGAUGGUCUUCGCGGGCAUCAAAAAGCCCAAGGAGCGCAACGAGCUCAUCGCCUACAUGGAGGAGGCCUGCGCAUAAUUUUC